Messenger RNA from Exophiala oligosperma, 3978 nucleotides. RefSeq lists its product as uncharacterized. The record is from RefSeq and is a predicted model, not a curated record. The coding region runs from base 154 to 1920 and encodes 588 amino acids. NCBI's taxonomy places the organism in Eukaryota, Fungi, Ascomycota, Eurotiomycetes, Chaetothyriales, Herpotrichiellaceae. The transcript has a single exon.
GGCUUCUCUUAUUUACCUACUUCUACCAGAAGACAAUCUUGUACGUAUCUUGAGAGAGAGGGGUGGCAUCUAGACAAAGUGUGUGGGCCCUUCUCCCCGUGCAUCGCAAAGGAGAUCUUCCUUCCCACUUGAGGGACAAUAUCUCCGGCACUCAUGGCUAUUGCAGAGUCGGCGUUGCCCACGCCCUCUGACCAAUCGACACCGGCAUCGAACAUCGGUCCCAAGGACGUCUCGACGGGACUAUCCAAGUACAAAAAGAUCCGAUGGAAAAAAUACGACCCCAAGAAGCGACGACUGGAAAGUAGGAGUAAUCAGUUUGUAUUAUGGACGCCGCCCACUGGACAAACAGACGGUGACGGCGACGACGACCCGGAAAGGAAACCCUCGCCCUGCAAAGGAGGUUGCGACAAAGGCAAAGACAACACCGCCUCACCGUGGUGCCACCAGGCAAUCACAAUGGCAUCUCCGCUCCAACCUCUUCCCCUGAACGGCACGCGAGUCGAUCCGUUCAUGUACUUUCCGAUCAAGGCCACCGACUGUGUGCGGGACACGAUGGACUACUUCAUCACCAUCUGCAGCGGUUUCCCCGAAGAUUCGUCCGUCCCGGGCCCCGUGAACCCUCACCUCUCGUUGCUGCUCCCGUACGCGCUGAAACACCCGAUACUGUUCGAGUCGAUGAUCGCCGUGUGCCGCGCCUCGGUCUUGCUCUCGCUGGACCGUCCCGCGCUCGAAGAUGCCGCCUUCAUCCAGCACCGCGGAAACGCCAUCGCGGGACUCAACACCAAAAUCAGGACCAACCAGUGCACCGACGACGACGCUCUGUUGACCGCCACCAUGCUCAUGACGCUCGAGUAUCUAAUGGGAAACCAUUCUGCGGUCCAGAUGCAUUGCGAAGGCCUGGAGAAGAUGCUACAGCUUCGAGGACCUCUUGGCCAGGAGGGCAAGGAAACCGACUGGGCGAAAUUUGUCAGGCACGGGCUGACCGGCUACAAGGCACUUGGAUCGUUCGUCACAGGUAGACCGCCUGAUAUACCGCCCGAGUCUAUUGGGUAUCUAAAGGAAACCUUCGAAGAACUGUCCCUCGACAAGCCGCUCGCCUACCCCGAACCACCUUUCGAUCCAGACCUUUGCACCAUACUGUCUCGGCUACCUCCAGGCCUGUCGGAUGUCUGUUUGAAAUGUCGCAUUUCUGUUCAAAUGAUCAUGAUGCUAGGAGCGGUCGCAGGAGCAACAACCUUAUUAGGCACAAAGAGCCUCCUUGACGGUGUCUCGGUCCCCUUAUCUUCCUCUGAUGACUGCCUGUUCGACGUCCGACGUCAACAAUCUAUGGUUCAGGCGCUAUUAUCAUCCUUGCAACGAAUGUCCUUGACCUCGGUCGUUCCCGUCGAGCUCAGUCUCACUUCUGGACUUAUCUCGUACAUGUUCCAACUUCGGUCAUUGACCCCACUUAACCUAUUCUACGACCCAAUUCUUCGCAGGUUCAUCGCGACACUCCCUGCUCAGCCGAAGCCAACCUGUGUUGAGGAGCAGCAUGCGUUUAUCUGGGCAAGCAUGGCCGUUGCGGGUGUUCUGGCAUUGAGAGUGGCACCGAUGCCUUCUAGUCAUGCUGUCUUCGAUCAUGUGCUUGACCUGUUCCCAGAAGCCCGAGACUGGCGUCGCCUAAACAAAAUCCUAUGUGGCUUCUUUUGGACGAAUGAUAUUGGAGCGCAUUGGAAGACGGUUUGGGAAGCAGCAAUGCGGCGAAGAGAGUUUCUCCUGCACCGGAAUAAAGAUCCCAAAUCGCGACCUCACAUGGUCACUGCAGAGAUGCCCGAACAUGAUUUUGAAGGCAUUCGCCGCCACAUUGAAGGAGCGCCUCGAGUCAUGCGUGAAAUGAGUGAAGCUAUGGGUAUAUGCCCGUUCCAUCGAAGGGGCGAUUGAUACGGAUACGCAUGACCUGGGAACGACAAUCUUGGAAGUAUAUGACAAGAUAUGAGAGUGCAUUAUAAAUGCUGACCAUGACCGCUGCGUGCGGUUUGACUGACUCAUGGAUGCAGUACAAGUCCAUCUGUGAUCGCUUUUGGUCAGUGAGGUGCGUGUGGACAGUCUGAACACUCUUGCGAGUGAAAAGAGCUCGUUGCUCGUAGACUUUGGGUCUUCUGAUCGUGUUCGGUGAUGUUACACCGCCCGCCAUGGGGUUUCAAGCGCACCGCAGUUUCGUGACCCAUUUGCGGCUUGAAUGCCCAUAAUCCUCAUAUCGAGAGCUGUUGCAACAAUUCUCGUAAUCCUUGUUUUGAACAUCGACGGAACCCUUGUCGUAUCACCACAGGCAUGUUCUGCAGGAAAUGCCAAUUUUUGGGAAUCAGCUUGUUUCCAUAAAGCAACAAAACGGCCGCAGCCAUCAUCCAAACAAUGUACACCAGCAUGAUAGCGAUAUGGAGUCGAAAAGCUACCACCCAGGGUACCACUACCUCUGACUUGAAGUCAUAGUAUCGAUUAACCAACCAAUUCCGAAUGGGCCUUUUCCGUUGUUGAAUUCGCAAAUGCUCCUGCAACCCUUCAGCAAGUUGCCAAGCGACCCUUCUGUUGAUCUUAUCCCAGGUUGUUUCAAGGGCGAACUCCCUGGCGUUUUCUGCCAUGCUCGCCAGAAGAGUUGCGUCAGAAAAUCCUCGAACCCGUUCAACGAAUGUGUCCAGAUCGUGAGGGGCGACUAGAUAACCCGUCUUUGCAUGCUGAACAAUAUCGGACGGGCCUCCUUCGUCCCGUGCGAUUACAGGCACGCCACUCGCCAUGCCUUCGAGGACUACCAAUCCAAAGGUCUCCGUAAUGGAGCAAUGAAGAAAGACAUCGGCAGAAGCGUAGGCACGGGCGAGGCUGGUGCCUGUUAAGAGUCCAGUGAACACAACAUGCUCCUUGGUCGAAUUGAACAGCUGACGAACGUCGUUCUCAACGGCGGGAUUGAGGUUGCCACCCACAAUGACCAGUUUGAAAGGAAAGUCCUGUUCCAUCAACUUGGAGGCGACUUGCGCCAAAAACUCAAACCCCUUUUCCGGCGCCAACCGGCAAACGCAGACAAGGAUCAAUUCUCCGUUGGGAGCAAGCUCCUUGCGAUAUGACUCAUCACGCCGAGAAGGAUGGAACAGGGCAGUGUCUACUCCACGUCCAAGCUGCACCAGCCUACUACUGGGAGCACCUGCUUUGAGGAGAUAUCGGCGAAUACCUGACGAAGGAUAAAAGAUUGUAUGGACGCUGCGGUGGCUGAAAAGAAAGCCUUGUACCACUCCCAGUAACCAGACAGAAAAUCGUGCAACGGGGCCAGGGAAAAGAAUCUCGCUGUAUGCCGAGAGGUCUGUCUGAAAAUUCAAUAACACAACAGGAGGGUCCUGAAGCUGUCGGAUUUGAAGCAAGAACUGGAAUCCAGUAGAUGCCGGACUGGCCAGGUACACGAUGUCAGGUUUGAAGGUGCGCUUGUAAACAUCUUCGAGCUGAAAGGGAUAGACAACUGUCAAGUCAGGGUUGUAAGGGAGUGGGUACCCAGGAAGUCGCAGCUCCGGGAUAUUGCUGUCCUUGGGUCGCAGUCUUGUUUCCUUGGAAUGAGGAGCAACAAUCGCGAGUUGAACACCAUUGCGUCGCAGGUACUCGACGAGGCUGAGAGUGGUGCGACUCACACCGUUGACCGGACCAAGGGACUCCGUCGCGAGCAGGAGUCUCUUGCCUUGCAGAAUUGCGGGAAACCCAUCCUCGCAUUUGGUGCCAUGUUGGUCGCUAUGAGAUGCUGCCAGUUCCAAAUUUAAUGGCUGUGGCUGCGACAACUGCUUUGCCAUCAUCGUGAGGAAGCGGAAACCACUAGUGGCUGUCGCAGUCGCAUCAACGAUUCGCCGAAUGCCGGAGGUGUUAUCGAUAAGGAGAAAGCGAGGGGUAAAUAGACUGCGCUCUUGGCUAUUGGCUCUUGAUGGUGCGCGGUAUUGGGUGCUGUACAGUAGACGAACAGAAUCCUUC